Messenger RNA from Sinocyclocheilus grahami, 756 nucleotides. RefSeq names its product alpha-aspartyl dipeptidase. The record is from RefSeq and is a predicted model, not a curated record. The annotation marks the transcript as partial. NCBI's taxonomy places the organism in Eukaryota, Metazoa, Chordata, Actinopteri, Cypriniformes, Cyprinidae. Gene Ontology annotation, molecular function: serine-type peptidase activity. Gene Ontology annotation, biological process: proteolysis. The transcript is spliced from 5 exons.
UAAUCACGUGAUUCCAGUAACGUUAUAAGGUUUCUUAUCAAGGCUUGUUCCUCUGAAGGUCUGUCAUCUGUGGAAUAAUCAGAGCGAUAUACUGUCUGACCAAAGGUUGUGUAUUGGAGAUUACGACCAAACUGAUUUGAGAGUGUGCUGUCAGCAGAAAGAAGCGCUGGUCAUGUGCUGAGCUGACAUCUUCUGAUCCACUUCUACAUUUCUGAGGCAGAAUCAUGAAGAGAAGACUUCUGCUGGUAUCUAACUCCACUCUUCAUGGAGGAGGAUAUCUUCAACACUGUCAGCAGCAGAUCCAAGACUUUUAUGGAAAGAAUGUAAAGAGGAUCCUGUUUAUCCCAUAUGCACUGCAUGACCGAGAUGCCUAUAGCAAGACUGCCAGAGACAAGUUCAAGACAUUGGGCUAUGAGGUGGACAGUGUCCACGAGACAUCAGACCCUGUGGAUGCUGUUAGGAAAGCUGAAGGAAUAUUCAUUGGUGGCGGUAAUACAUUCCGCCUGCUGAAAUCUCUCUAUGACAACAAGCUGGUAACUGAGAUUAGAAAUAGAGUUUUAGAGGAUGGGAUACCUUACAUGGGAUCAAGUGCAGGUACCAAUGUCUCCACCAUCAGCAUCAACACCACCAAUGACAUGCCCAUCGUCUAUCCACCCACAUUUGCUGCCAUUGGUUUAGUGCCCUUCAACAUUAACCCUCACUAUGUGGAUGCUGAUCCCAACAGCAAGCAUAUGGGGGUACGUUCAAAUGAUCAUG